Molecule: messenger RNA, 3835 nt
Organism: Passer domesticus (house sparrow)
Lineage: Eukaryota; Metazoa; Chordata; Aves; Passeriformes; Passeridae
Gene: LNP1
Product: leukemia NUP98 fusion partner 1
Exons: 5
Coding region: 1718-2311 (197 amino acids)
Source: RefSeq, a predicted model, not a curated record
GACCGGGAUCGGGAUCGGGACCGGGAUCGGGCUCGGGCUCGGGGCCGGGAUCGGGAUCCUGCCCGGCAAACAGCUCUGGAAUGGCCUCGGGGCUGGAGCGAUCCGUGCGGAAGGAGUUCUGAGCCGCUCACACGAGAAGUGCGCUCCGCGUCUGGAGCGCUGCGUCCAUCUGUGGGCUCCUCAGCACGAGAGGGACGUGCAGCUCCUGGAGCGGGUCCGGGACGGGGCAGCGGAGGGGAUGAAGGGGCUCUGAAGAGGAAAGGCUGAGGGAGCUGGGCCUGUUCGGCCUUGAGAAGAGACGGCUGAGAGGGGCCCUCAUCAAUGUCUACAAGUACCUAAAGAGGGAAUACCAAGAAGAUGGAUAAAGGAACUUCUCGGUGGUGCCAGGCAAUGGGACAAGAGGCAACGGGCAGAAGUUCCACAUGAACAUGAGGAAGAAAUUCUUUUCUGUGCCGGCGACCAAGCACUGGAACAGGCUGUCCAGAGAAGCUGUGGAGUCUCCCUCACUAGAGAUAUUCCAGACCUGUCUGGGUACAACCCUGUGCUCUGGGAUGACCCUGCUGGAGCGGGAGGUUGGACCAGAUGAUCCACUGUGGCCUCUUCCAGCUUUACCUUGGUUCUCUAAUUCUGUGAAGUUUCAGCUAAUGUGGCUGAUUCAGACCUUCUGGGACUUUGUACUUAAAAGUUUUGGAGCACUCCUUGUUAUAAAUUAAAACUGUUUUCUUCCCAGUUAUUAAUUGAAUCUGUCAUAAAAAUAAUUUAAUAUGUAAUACUAGAAUUUUGUUCAUGUGUUUGUCUAUGCCUAGUUAAAAUCCUUACCUGUAGGCAGAGGAAGCUUAUGUUCCUGUCUCCACUUAUUUCCAUGGAGCACUCAGCUGAAGAUAAACAGAAAUCAUUUUUGAUACACUUUUACAAUCAGCCCCAGUCAUCUCAUGCCUGAAAAUUUCAUUUUAGGUAGGAGGGAAAUGUUAGAAGAUAUUGCACAGAAGAAAAAAGGGCUGCAAAUAAAAUCAAAAGUAAGACUGCAAAGCAAACAUCUCAGGGUCCCAACUAAAAUUUGCCCUGCUGCACUCUGAGUCAGUGUAUCUGCAUGCCUGGUAGUAAACAACUUGAGAAAUGUCCUUUAAUUGAUGGAUUAUUACUACUUAUGUAAGAAUAUUUGGACAAAACUGGGACAACCUUUUCCCUGUUCUCCCUGUCACCUCACAAUAGAAAAUAUGUAUCAGGUCAAUAGCUUCCUGCUGGGACAGCCCCAAUUCCACCCACAUCAUGUUUCCUGCAGGCCUUCAGAUGUGCCUUGCCUGUACAGAUUCGUGGCCUCCAGGAUGUAUUCCUCUUGCUCCUGUCCGGGCUGCUGCAGGCAUGGUUGUGUCCCCAAGCUCCCUUACAGAGACUUACACCUCACACUCAUACCCCCAUGAGUCAAACUGGAGUUGUAGCUACAAAACAGAUCUUCUAAACAGUUCUAAACAGGUUGAGGAAAAGGUUUAAUGCUGGACCACUGGUUCUCUGUAAUGCCAAAUUACCAGCAAGCUUUUUGGCAUAUUUCUGUCCAUGACUAACCAGCAUCUCCACAGCAAUGCCUGGGCACCAGAAGAACACCAGCACACACCAAGAACAGUGAGAAGCUACUGGCUUGGUGGUGGAAUUUGACCUUGCUUUGCCUUGUCUGGCUGGGAGAAACCACACCUCCCCCCCAAGUUUGGGGCAUCUGUACAUGGAAUAUGAUGAGGAUGAUGAUAUUUUCUUUGCAAAAUGGAUGAGCAGCUUCUGGGGCCACAACUUGAUCGAUGAGGAGAAAGAAGGCAGAGGCCACAAGAAACGUCAGCCACAGCUCUGGAGUGAAAGGAGGGCAUCCCUACCGGCCAAGCUUUCAUCCCUCCAUACAACACGACUUCACGCUUCUGCCAAAGGCUCAUCUUCAGGCCACCUCAGGGGCUCCAAGGAAUUUCAGGAAGACCAAGAUGUCAAAUGUCACUGCCACAGGAAGGCAAGCAGAACGCCUUCAGCAGACAGCUCAUGUCCAGAGACAAGAUCAAACUCCAUUCAGGAAUUUGCAGAGUCCUUUGAAAAGCAAUUGCAUCUCAAAAGCAAACGCUCAGUUUCUCUGCAACCUGAAGGUGCAAAAGAGAGACGAGAAAGAGAAAAAUUGCAUUUGAGAAAAAGCAAGUCUCAUAAGAAAAUGGGAGAGAAAUCAGAGGCAAGGAGAGAGCGGGAUGAAGCUGAAAGUUCAGAAGUACCUGCAAAACACAGCAAACAGUCUCCAUCACAAGCAAACAUUCAGAAAGGUUAUGUAUCCACAGGCAGCUAGAACACAUUGAGAUAAUCAAUCUUAACACUCCCCCUGAAGAGCAGAGGGAGCAUUCCUGUUCUGUUUUGACUAGAAGCAGCCUGUUAGCUAGAAUCAGCCCUAAGUUGUAAAAUAAAACUCAACUGCAUCGCUGGCACCAUGUUACUACCUUCCUUUCUUUACUUUUAUCAUUGGAAAUAUGACCUUUGUCACAGGAGUGUAUCAGUAGCAAGAUCCAAGUUAGAGAUUAACCACUAUGAGAGGAUUUCAGGCAUAUUUAGCAUUGCAGUAGGACAGUGGUGGAUGCGUUCCUUUAAGAGGAGGCCACCACCUAUGUAUUACAGAGCCAUGCAAAGCUUUAUGUUUUUAAUUGAAAGCAGCUUUUUGGUAGGUUUGGGAAGAAAAAAGUACAUAUAAACAACUAACUGCUUCCUGGCCCUGACAUUCACUUAGAUUUGUCUCAGAAACAGGUAUCUUUUUGCUCUGACAGUCUUUCAGCUCCAAAUUUAUGUAAGAGAAGAGAAGCCCAUGUCUCUGUUACACCUCCCUGAUGUCUCACUUCUCUCUGCUUUUCCUGUCACUGUGCAGUGUGACUCGUUUCACCGGCAUCUCCCAGGCCUCUGCCAUGUCCUCAGUCCCAUUUCCCCAGCCACACAGCUAGUUCUUUCUCUCAACUUUACCCACAGAAUUCACAGAAUGACUAGAUUGGAAGAGACCUUAAAGAUCAUCCAGUCCAACCCAUGCCCGAAUACCUCAACUAAACCGUGGCAUCGAGUGCCAUAUGCAGUCUUUUUUUAAACAUCACCUCAUUACCUUGCUUCUUUUGUGGCCUUUCCUCUCUCCAUUUAUUACUUCACUGCCUUGCAGCUACCAACCUCUUCUGCUACAGCUCUACUUUUGCUUCAUCAACAUCUGAGCCUUGCUGAAAAUUCUUUAAUAAAACCAGAGAUAUUCUGUCUCAUAUUUCCAUGUAAUAUCUUCAAGGGGUUGAUAGGGCAUUGCAACGCUGUUUCCUUUUCCAGAAUUUGGGCCAAACUGUCUGUCUAUGGUGAGCAGGACCUAGGAAAAUGCUGAUCCUCUGGCUGAGGAUCUCCUGAAGACAGGUGUAAAUCUCAACUCCACAUGCUCACAAACACAUACACACUCUCACAAUCCCCCUAUGCUCCCCUCCCUUCAAAGUGCCAGUGUUCUUUGCAGAUACAACCCUUCCCUCUUUGGGAAUAAUCUUCCCAGGACUAGUAUGGAGAAAGCCUGAUUUGGAUAAUAUGGGGAGCAAAGAGUGAAGAGUAAUGAAGUCAUGAGCAAAAGUCAAAGUGUGAUGGAUAUUCUUCCUGUGAUUUUUCUGUAAUUAACAAAAAUCUUACUAAUUUACCUUAGGGCCUUACUUUUGAAUAUUCAGCCCUUUAAAUGCUUAGGGCAUCCUUAAAACUUUAUAACACUUAUAUCCUUUAUGGGAUUGAGUUGUUUGGGUUUUUUUGUUUAGGGCUUUGGGGGAUAUUUAAGAAAGCAAUUGAACCCUUACCGAUGCUUGUAAAUUGCUUCUUG